CGGAGGGGGAGGGGGAGGGGGGAAGCUCCCGCUGCUUGGCCCUCGGGUUGGUCAUGGCGGCCGCCGCCUCUCCCUCCAGGGGGCCGGAGAGGGCCGGAGGCGGCCAGGCAGAGGCCGAGCCGCCCGUUCCCCGCGGCCAGAGAGAAGAUGAGACUUUGGAUGAGACAACCAGAAAAAAACUUUGCAAAGACACUUUCUGUGAAGUGUGUGGGGCUGUCCUGCAGUUUGAAUCUCAACGGAUUUCACACUAUGAGGGGAAAAAGCAUGCUCAGAAAGUUCGACUUUAUUUGCAAAUGCACAGUGAACAAGAGGAGGGACAAGAACCUGGAAAGCAGAAGAAACAAUAUGUGAAUUUCCAGACAGAUCCAAAUGUUGACAAAAACAAAUACUGCAGGCUCUGCAACAUGAUAUUCACGUCUCCUAUUGUUGCUGAGUCACACUACCUGGGAAAAAUCCAUGCCAAGAAACUGAAGCAGCUCUCAGCACAACAGGAUCAGCACUCUGCACACAGCACUCAGCCGGAACUUGGUCUGUCUUUAACUUCAGCUGUGCUGGAGAUUUGUCAUGAGAAGACUUCACAGGAUACUGAUGCUAAAGACUUGUCUUUCUCCUCUAGUGUUCCUUUCAACUUAGAUAAUCCAGAGAAGUACUGCAAGCUUUGCUUGGCACCCUUCAAUAAUCCACUCAUGGCCCGCCAGCACUAUGUUGGCAAGAAGCACAAACGAAAUGAAGCACGUCAGAAACUGAUGGCUGAGAUAGGACCUGAGGGUAUUCCUGGGGAAUCCAAAGCCAGUGCAGUUGGGGCUGGCAACUAUAUUUGCCCCAUAUGUAGCAUCAGUCUUACAUCCUUAGAAAUGUACCAGUCUCACAUGAAAGGAAAUAAGCAUCAUAUGAAAGAAGCCAUGAUUGACAGUCUGAUGAAGAAGGCCAAGAAAACAUAUCAUUCCUUCCAGGAUGAACUGACAGAUUACAUUAACGUGCAAAAAGCAAGAGGAUUGGAGCCGAAAACUAAUUUUAGAAAGUCAGAGGAAGAGUUCCAAAGGGAAGAGUUUGAAGCCUUAGACUGUCAGGAGGAGACCGCUGGAUUUGACCAAGAUCCAUUUUCCCAUGGCAUGUAUGAACUAGGUCAGCAUUCCAUUUUUGCUGACGAAGCAUAUGCUCCUCCAUACAUUGUUGAAAAGAGAUUGCCAUGCCGGUCACCAGCUCUUGAGAAUCCACUAAAACUAGACAAUAUAGAACGUUGUUUAGAAAAGCAAGUGUCUCAGUUGACUGUUUGCAAACGCAAUGCUAAUGACUGGUCAUCUGACGAGAGAGUCACGUUUUUUGACAGGAGCCUCAGCUAUUCCAGGGAAAGUCAGAAGACAAAGAAAAACAAGAAAGAAUAUGCUGGAGAUAGAGAAGAGAUCCCUUCUCAGCACCUUCAAAAGCCCAAAAGGAAAUGGUACCAUAAAGAGGAAACAUACUUGAAAAAGGGCAGUGAGAAGCAAAAGCAGAGACAAGAUGCUGCAGUUUCCACUGAGUGGAAAUCAAAGCAUGGCAAAGGCAAGAGAAAUAAAGGUGUUUUUUCUGAAAAGGAGAGUAAAAAACACAAGAAGGCAAGAAAGGAGGCCAAAGUCGGUGGACCAAUAGAUGAGGAGAUACUGUGGAAUGAGUCAGUUCUAGGAUUCUGACUUGUGUUCAUUUAUAACCUGAACUAAGGUUUAAAAAAAAAACAACCAGUAGUUUACACUGCUGCUCUUAGUAUGCCAUAAAGCACAUUGCAGAGUUAGCAUUUCACCAUUCAAAAAUGUGUACAGUGCAAUAUCUCUAACAACUGAAAGCUUUAAAAGUACUGUGAAGGGUUGAGCCUUUUCUAGUUCUUGUUUACUGUUGUCUUCUCAUUCCGUCUGACAAUGACAAAUAGGAUAUAUGUAAAAAUUAAGGUGUUCAAAUAGACCUACACAGAGUGUGAAACACUAACUCUUGUUUCAGCAUCUCUCUGCAGCUUUGACUGGUUAAGUGGAGAUCUCUCCCUGCUGAAAGAAGCGGGUGACCUCUCGGAGAGGCAGCGUAUGCAGCCACAUUUGAGACUCUGCAGUAGUGGCCACUCAGCCUUGUUUUGUUCUUACAGCCAUAUGUUUCAAGGCAGAAAUCAUCUGGUGAAGGAAAUUUUUAUUUCUUUGAUUUUGGGGAAAUUGAAAAUCAUCUUUAAUUUUAUGCUCUACUGUUCCCUUUGGACAGUUUUCUACCAUUGUUUUCUAAGUGUUUCCAGGUAUGUAUAGUAAACAACUGUAUUGGAACAUAA
Molecule: messenger RNA, 2284 nt
Organism: Sphaerodactylus townsendi
Lineage: Eukaryota; Metazoa; Chordata; Lepidosauria; Squamata; Sphaerodactylidae
Product: zinc finger matrin-type protein 1-like
Exons: 7
Coding region: 54-1670 (538 amino acids)
Molecular function (GO): nucleic acid binding; zinc ion binding
Source: RefSeq, a predicted model, not a curated record